GAACACACAUAAAUGAAGAAGCAACAAAAGCAGAAAAGAGAAAGAGAAGUUGGCGUCUCACAGUCAUAGAAAUAGAAAUAAUAGCUGAAAAAUAAAAGUCACAGUUUACAAACAAAUACACCACCGUUAACACUUCCGUUACUUAUAACGAUUUCUGCUUCUGUUUCCACCGCAAACACGUACACGGCGUUAUAUAUAUAUAAACCUCACUUCCUUUCUUCUGCUUCUGCGUUUCGAACACGAUGACCGCUCCAUAAUCAUUUUCCCUCUUUUUUCUCAAUUUCCAGUUUCAGAGUUUUGCUUAUCAAUUGAGAUUUAUAAAAAGCUGGAAAUUUUCAAUUUUCGUUCUGUUUUUGGAAGCCGUUGUGGUCACGGUUGAAAUUGCUGUAUAAGUUAUUUAGAGGAGGACGUAGGAUUACAGUUCCUUGUUGUUGGAAAUUAAGGUUGGCUUUUGAGUUUUCUAUUGUAAUAUCCCUGGUGUAGAUAAUUUGAUUUUUGUUUUAUUCAUAGGCAUAUUUGGAAUAGUAUUUUUCUAUAUAUUUACUAUUUAUAUUGACCAUUUUGUAUGUAUGCAGUUAACAUGGGUGCAGCUUGUUGUGUUGCUGCAAAGGAUCGUAGUAUUACUAACAGAACUGGAGGUGAAAGUUUGCAUAGGGAUGUCACACGUUCACCGUCAUGGAGCUUUCGGUGGGAUAGUCUGGGGCGUGUUGCUGAUGAAGUUCAGAAUCCUUCCUAUUCCACGUCUCAUGUAUUCAGCAGAAAUACCAGCAUGGAGUUUAAAGGCUCGCUAAGUUCUGAAAGAGGUAAUUUAUCUGAUGGGGGAAGCAUGCUGGACAAUUCCGCAACUAUUUCGCUGAAGUCCCCUGUUAGCGAGGCAUUGGCUGCAAACAUAAUGACACCAUCUUCUGAUCUGUCCAUGUCAAGCAAUUUUUCUACAGUGGGGAAGAAUCCAGGAGAAUCUUCAAUACCAAAUCAUUCAUUUUCAAUACCUUCAGUUUUCUCAACACCUAUAGCAGGUCCUUUAUCUAAUCAUGGUUAUCAACAUCUUCCCAAUUCUACCCCAACAAGAUCUGCACAUCGAUCUCUGGGACACCCACUGUUGAGACAGAUUUCUGAUAAUCAGAUCAUGGGUCUAAAAUCACCAGACAGCUCAAUUUAUGAAGGAAGGGUAUCAUUUGUACUCUCCACUUGCAGCAAUGAAAUUGAAGCUAUAUCCCAAUGUGGAUCGUCUGAUGGUUGGUCGAUGCACACCUUUUCUGAGCUGGUUGCCUCCUCGCAAAGGGGAAGGUGGUCUUUUGACAGCGAGUGUUUUGGCUCGGGUCGUCGCAAGAUAAGUGGAUCCAGCAGCAGGCUGUCAUAUUCACCUUCCAUGGAUCUACAAUCUUGUGGGACGUGCACAAGGCUUUUGUCUGAUAAAUCAGCAUGGGGCAACCACAAAUUUAUUGGCAACAGUGACCUCUCAGUUGUUGCCGUACUAAUAUGUGGUCAUGCAUUUCAUGCAGAUUGCUUAGAGACUAUGACUGCAGAGGCAGAUAAGUAUGAUCCAUCGUGUCCAAUUUGUAUGGCUGGCGGCGAUAAGCACUUUCUAAAGUUGUCAAGAAAAGGUUUUCGAGCUGAAGCAGAGAUGAAGGCCAAGAACCACAAGAUAUCCAGAAAUCGUGUAGUUGAUAGCUACCUUGAUGGUGGUUUUGAUGUUUUUGAUCGCCAAAAAGAUAUUGAAUUGGGAGGAAAUGUUUCAAAGAUGGAGGCUAGCUCCAGUACAAGGAGCUCAGUUGGAAAGCCCUUCUUGAAGAAGCAUUUUUCACUUGGGUCAAAGUGGAACCGAUCUCUGUCUGAGAAUGAUUGUGCAAGGAAGAAAGGCUUUUGGGCAAGAUAUAAAAAAGAUUGAGUUCCAUUUGUUGUAAGAAUCAGCCAUUUCUAAUUACAGAAGUAAUAUUACAGAAGUAACAUAACAUUGUCGAUUUAGAAUUUAGUAUUUUCUAUGUAGUCUAACUUUACUGACAAUUUAAAUCCUUUUAAGUUAA
Trifolium pratense (red clover) is the source of this 2024-nucleotide messenger RNA. RefSeq lists its product as uncharacterized. The record is from RefSeq and is a predicted model, not a curated record. Bases 566 to 1888 code for a protein of 440 amino acids. The transcript is spliced from 5 exons. NCBI's taxonomy places the organism in Eukaryota, Viridiplantae, Streptophyta, Magnoliopsida, Fabales, Fabaceae.